Messenger RNA from Ceutorhynchus assimilis (cabbage seed weevil), 2204 nucleotides. The record is from the annotation of a GenBank genome assembly. NCBI's taxonomy places the organism in Eukaryota, Metazoa, Arthropoda, Insecta, Coleoptera, Curculionidae.
AGCUGAUUAAAUUCAAAACUACUCUACUCUUUUCAUUCAAUUUUCCAAAAAUGUUUAUUUGAUUGGGAUGCAAUUAAAAUUAUACCGAAAUUAAUAAAAAGUGCCGGCCUUAUAAACAAAUACAAUCUCCUUUGAAAUAAUUCAUGGAGAUUAUACAACAUUUAUGAUGCAGUUUUACAGUGACCUUUGAAAGCCUGGGAGUUUUGGUUCGAGAUUGAAAGCACAGGAAAAUUGAAUUUUAGUUAAUAAACUUUAUUUAUUGAAUUUAAUCAUUGCAGAUUUCUAACACGAACAGAUUUACACCAUGCCUGAACGUCUGAAUAUCGAUGCGCCUCUAUGGGAUCAGAGCACUUUUGUUGGCAGAUUCAAACAUUUCCUUUGGGUUACAGAUCCUAGAAGUUGUAUUGUUGGCGAUGAAGCAUUGGAUAAAGCAAAAGAAUUAGUGGAACAGUACAGGAAAGGCAGCGAACCACCAGGAACUUCUGUUGACCAAGUGAUUUACGCGAAGAAAUUAUAUGAGAGCGCUUUUCAUCCAGAUAGUGGCGAGAAACAAAAUGUUUUUGGUCGUAUGUCAUUUCAAGUACCUGGUGGUAUGGCUAUCACUGGAGCAAUGUUACAGUGGUAUCGGACGCCAUUCGCUGUAGUGUUCUGGCAAUGGGUCAACCAGUCCUUCAAUGCUUUAGUGAAUUACACAAAUCGUAACGCCAAGUCUCCCACCACCACAACUCAGCUGGCUGUUGCUUAUCUGUCAGCAACAUCUUCUGCCAUGCUCACAGCAUUGGGUUGCAAAUAUUACUGGCAAAAAAGAGCUAGUCCUUUCGUGCAAAGGUAUGUUCCCUUUGCUGCUGUAGCAGCAGCGAAUUGCGUAAAUAUCCCUCUCAUGAGGCAAAACGAAUUUCUGCACGGAGUCGAUUGCACUGAUGAAAAAGGCAAAAUUGUGGGCCAAUCCAAAUUGGCAGCUGCCAAAGCAUUUACUCAGGUGAUUGUAUCUCGAAUCAUAAUGUGUGCCCCAGGCAUGUUGGUUUUACCUGUAAUCAUGGAAAGAGCUGAAAAAUUACCAUUCAUGAAGAGAAUUGUUUUUCUUCACGGGCCCAUACAAGUUAUGGGAGUAGGUUGCUUCUUAUCGUUCAUGGUUCCGACAGCAUGUGCCAUAUUUCCACAAAGAUGCUCCAUUAAAACUACAACGCUUGCUUGGCUGGAACCAGAGGCGUUUGGAAACAUAAAGAAAAACUGCGGCGAUAAAGUUCCAGAACGAGUCUACUUUAACAAAGGCCUUUAAAUACAUCGCAGACAAUAAUUCUAGUAAUAUUUAGUAACAAAUACUUGGUAAUAACUUCAAAGGAACUAUACGUAAAACAUUUAGAAGCAAUUUUUCGCUUUGCUUGCUCCUAAGUUUAUUUAUGUACAACCGGGCCGCAAGGUACCUAUUUGCUAGCGCAAUUUGAUACUUUUGGCCACUUGAAUAAUUAUUUGGUUGUUUACUGUGGUUUCUACUGGUAAUUUCUGAAUACCUUUCAUUUUUGUUUAUUUUACUAUUAUUAUUUAUUUAUAAUUUUAUCAAAAAUUUUAUUUGAGUCAUAUAAUUACUCGCGGUUGUACAUAAAAUUUUGUAUGUACCCCAGGCGCAAAUGGUGUUUGAGGCCCUUUGUGUGGUUAAAACGGGCCGCAAACACCGUAAUUGCGCCCUUGGUACAUUACUAUUUUGUUUUUUAUUGCCAAUAUUUGGUUUAUUUUUAUUAUGCUCAAAAUAAAUAAUUUUUGUAAAUCAAAUAGUAGAUAGAGAUCAGGAAGCGUGGCAACCCAUAGUAACUUUUCGACUCCAUUUGUAAAAAAUACUAUACAUUUCACAUUGAAAUCUUUAUUGAAGAUAGCUGAUCUCUACCUACAUGAUGUGUUGCAAGUGUGACUUAAUAAUAAAGCAUUGUAUUUGCUAAGUGAAAUAAUUAUAACAAAACCCUAUUACGCUAAGUUUAACAAAAAAUAAUUAUGUAAGGCUUAACUCAAAUAUGUUCAUUUUAAUAGCAAUAUGAAUUAUUCAGGUUAAAAUUGUAUACAUAUUAUGGAUAUUUUUUUUUUUGGAGCAAUAACUAAUUUGUUAAGGAUAUUUUUUGUUCGUUGUUGAAUUUACACGUCCAUUAUUUUGUUUUGUUAAUUAUUAUUGUGUUGUUGAUGUAUACUUGAAAAUAAAGAUUUUUUCUUUUGAA